This is a messenger RNA of Tinamus guttatus (white-throated tinamou), 1629 nucleotides long. Lineage: Eukaryota; Metazoa; Chordata; Aves; Tinamiformes; Tinamidae. The record is from RefSeq and is a predicted model, not a curated record.
AAGCUGGAUCAGUGUAUAGGGAGGGCAGUCAUCACGCCAUCCUGAGCAGCAGGAGCUGACGUUGGACGGAGCUGCCAGGUAGCUGAAAAAAGGCACAGAAAGCAGCUGAUACCAUUUUUCAGAAGUUUUUUUUUUUUUUUAGUCUGAAUCUGGACUUCAAGCAACACAGUGCCUGAGACAGAUCAUCUAAACCUCACUGUAUUGCAACACUCGCUCUUUCCAAAGAAAAAGACUCCACUGAGUAGCAGAAUGCUGCCAGUGCUGCAGCUAGGGCUACAAUACAGAGCCUUUCUGUAACAUUUUAACAUCUCCUUCUAUUCAUAUUACACAGAUACAUAUAUACACACACAUAUAAAAUCUUUCUUUUUUUGAGGGCACCUUUGGCUUUCCUUACCCUGAUGUGACUUUUUCUUCAUUGGAAUGAUGGGGAUCUUCCUGGGUUAUGUUGGAUUCAUUUUCUUUUCAGUUAUGUAUAUUCAACAAGGACUUUCUACCCAAGCAAAAUUCACUGAGUUCCCCCAAAAUGUCACGGCCACUGAAGGGCAGAAUGUGGAGAUGUCAUGUGCUUUCCAAAGUGGCUCCACUUCAGUGUACCUUGAAAUCCAGUGGUGGUUUCUGCGGACACCUGAGGACCAAGAGGCUGCAGCCGAGGUGACAGGCACUCAGGUACUAAUGCUCUCUAGAAAAAUACCCACUUUAAGCGAUGGCACCCUUGUUUCAACAGUGAAAGUACAAGGGAAUGACAUAUCCCACAAGCUGCAGAUUUCAAAAGUGAGAAAAAAGGAUGAAGGCUUGUACGAGUGCAGGGUGACAGAUGCUAACUACGGAGACCUUCAGGAAUACAAGGCCCAGGCAUUUCUCAAAGUCAAUGCUAAUAGCCACUCUCGGCGAAUGCAAGCCUUUGAGGCAUCUCCAAUGUGGUUGCAAGACAUGAAGCCUCGCAAAAACAUCUCAGCAGCUGUUCCUAGUAGCAUCCACAACUCUGCCAAUCAGCGUGUGCGUGCCACCUCCAGUCCUGAAUCGGCAGCCAAAAUCCCCAAACAAAGUCCACAAUCAGGUGCGAGGAUAGCUACAAGCCAUGGACUUUCUGUCCUGCUUCUUGUUUGUGGCUUUGUGAAGGGUGCUUUGCUUUAAUCUAAAAGUGCUGACUUUUUCCAAUAUCACUUUCUCUUCUUAAAGCAAAGAGCAAAUCGCCUGUAAAAUCCACGGAGCGGACAGCAAAGUUGACCCUAACCUCCAACCAUCACUCUGCACCCAAUGUACUCUAAAUCUCUACACAAGGAGCACCUUCUUCAGGAAGUACAAAAAAAUACUAAAUAAAUAAAUAUUAUAAAAUGAAGAGGAUACCACAUGUUUUCUUGAUAGAUCUUAUUUUCUUUGGCCUAUCAUUAAUCUUUCAUUUGAAGAGAACUGGUGUGAUGUAAUAGAAUGUUUUGUAAGAGCAAGACCUAGUUUCCUUUUCUCUUGGCAAGUAGAAGCCUCAUAUCCUUGACUUCUCAGGGGUUGACCUGCGAGUCAUCGGUAUUAUAAAAUUAACCAUGGAUGACAUUUAGUUUCCUACGCUGAAAGAAUCGUUCCAGCUGUGAAGCAAACAGAGGCCAAAUAAUGAAACAAAACAGAUUGAAUCAA